AACCAACCCAAACCCACGCCAGAAAAUCAAGUUAUCUCUUAGGGUUGUGAGUCGCCAAAGGGCUUCUGACACUGUUGCCCACUGGCCACGCGUAGCCCUGUUAUCUCACACCUAGCGCGGCAGGACGUUCGCCACAACCGUCUCCUAAACUAUUAUCUGAUUGGCUACUUUUGGCCCACUACUCACCGGGCAAUUCCCGCAUCAGUACUUUCACAGGGUACCACCCUCUUCGUCUAAGAGCUUCCCAUCAUUGGAUACAUUAAGGCCCGCCCACCGUCUUCCGGCAAGUUACUUCCGUCGCCAGAGAGGCUGUUCAGCACCCAAUAAGAGUUCUACAUCCGGGUCUGGAGGCGUUGCAUCUGAUAUUUGACCCAAUAGAAGCCUUGCUGGUGGGAGGACGACGAUUUGGGGAGCGGGAGUGAGCCUGCGAGAGAGUAGGCAGGAAAGAUGGCUGUCCUCGCGCCUCUGAUUGCUUUGGUGUACUCCGUGCCGCGGCUUUCUCGAUGGCUGGCCCGACCUUACUGCCUUCUGUCUGCUCUGCUUUCCGUGGCUUUCCUCCUCGUGAGGAAACUGCCGCCGAUUUGCAAUGGUCUCCCCACGCAACGCGAAGAUGGCAACCCGUGUGACUUUGACUGGAGAGAAGUGGAGAUCCUAAUGUUCCUCAGUGCCAUUGUGAUGAUGAAGAACCGCAGAUCCAUCACUGUGGAGCAACAUGUAGGCAACAUCUUCAUGUUUAGUAAAGUGGCCAAUGCAAUUCUUUUCUUCCGAUUGGAUAUUCGAAUGGGCCUGCUGUACCUCACACUCUGCAUAGUGUUCCUAAUGACCUGCAAGCCCCCCCUGUACAUGGGUCCUGAGUAUAUCAAAUACUUCAAUGAUAAAACCAUUGAUGAAGAACUGGAGCGAGACAAGAGGGUCACUUGGAUUGUGGAGUUCUUUGCCAACUGGUCUAAUGAUUGCCAGUCCUUUGCUCCCAUCUAUGCUGACUUGUCCCUCAAGUACAACUGUUCAGGGCUAAAUUUUGGAAAGGUAGAUGUUGGACGUUACACUGACGUUAGCACACGGUACAAAGUGAGCACAUCACCCCUCACCAAACAACUCCCUACCCUGAUCCUGUUCCAAGGUGGUAAGGAGGUAAUUCGUCGGCCACAGAUUGACAAGAAAGGACGAGCUGUCUCAUGGACUUUUUCUGAGGAGAAUGUGAUUCGAGAAUUCAACUUGAAUGAGCUAUACCAACGAGCCAAGAAGCUCUCAAAGGGUGGAGACAACCCAUCAGAAGAGAAGCCUGUGGACCCUGCUCCCACUACUGUGCCAGAUGGGGAAAACAAGAAGGACAAAUAGGACCCUGCAUUGUUUUUGCUUCCUCUCCUGUCAAUUUCAGGAACCUUUGAGGCCCAGUUCCAGCUGUAACCACAAUCCUUGCCUGAGGCCUUUUGAUUUCUGUUUGGCUGUGCCUGGGUGGAGGCACUGUGCCUGCUUCUGAUUUUUAAAGAAGCAUCUUGAGAACCAUGAAGCAUUCGACUACGAAGGGCUCUUCUGCCCUGGUCAAGUGUUUCUCAAAGGAAGUGAUCUCAUGGAUAGAGGUAGAAAUGGUUUCCCUCCAAGGUUGAGUCAAUGUGUAAAUUGCUAUUCAACACUUGGAUAUUACCAGUCUGUGGUUUAAUUAUUCCUCCUAGUGAGCUUGCAAAGUAUAGACUAAAUUAAACUCUAAUGUUAGAUGUCAGUAUAAAGCAUUUAGAAUUUUUCCUCAAGGACCCUUUCUUCUUAUAGGCCUUUCUGUCUUGAUCUGUGCAUUAAGAAAUUUAAUUUUGGGGCUGGAGAAAUGGCCCAUCGAUUAAGAAAGAACACUGGUGGCUGCUUUUCCAGAGGUCCUGAGUUCAGUUCCCAGCAACCACGUGAUGGCUCAUAACUGUCUAUAAUGGGAUCUGAUUCCCUCUUCUGGCAUGCAGGCAGAAUACUAUACAUAAUAAGUAAAUCUCAAAGAGAAAGACAUUUAAGUGGUUGGAGAAAUGGCUCAGUGUUUAAGAGAAUUGGCUGUUCUUCCAGAGGAUUGAUUGGGUUUGAUUCCUAGCAGCCACAUGGAAGCUAAACUAUCUGUAACUCUGGUCUCAGGGGCUCCAAUAUCCGCCCUUGACCUUAGCUGGCACUGUGUAUGCCUAUAGUGCACAACCACAUGAAGGUAGAAUGCUUAAAAGGGGUGUAUGUGUGACUGAUCCCAAUGAAAAACCUUCAACCAGGAUUUUCAUCAUUGGAAAUAGAAUUGAAUGACCACCCUGUGUUUUGGGAACUAAGAGAAAGGGCAAUAUAAACCUGAGAGGUUCCUUUGUGUAGUGGGGCCAGAAGAAGAAAGCCCCAUGGCUGGACAGCUGGUCUCUCCUAUCCCACAGGUUUCCCUAAUAAAGGGAUUGUUAUUUGAU
Messenger RNA from Mastomys coucha (southern multimammate mouse), 2414 nucleotides. RefSeq names its product thioredoxin related transmembrane protein 2 (gene Tmx2). The coding region runs from base 448 to 1338 and encodes 296 amino acids. The transcript is spliced from 10 exons. Gene Ontology annotation, biological process: brain development. The record is from RefSeq and is a predicted model, not a curated record. Lineage: Eukaryota; Metazoa; Chordata; Mammalia; Rodentia; Muridae. Gene Ontology annotation, cellular component: membrane-bounded organelle. Gene Ontology annotation, molecular function: disulfide oxidoreductase activity.